Messenger RNA from Acanthoscelides obtectus, 390 nucleotides. The record is from the annotation of a GenBank genome assembly. NCBI's taxonomy places the organism in Eukaryota, Metazoa, Arthropoda, Insecta, Coleoptera, Chrysomelidae.
CUUUCCGUACCGUCUCCCUCUCCACGUGUAGCGGAAGUAGGAGGAAGCUCAGGAAGACGCUGGUAGGAUGGGUUUAGUUAUGAUCUUAGUUGGAAUGCUGGGAUCAAUUUUGAUUGGAAUUGUUUUAGAUCAAACUCAUCGAUACAAGGAAGCAGCAAUAUUCGUAUUUUUGAUGACCGCUGUGAGCAUGGGGGGCUUCCUUUUUGCACUGGAAAUGAGAUCAAAGUGGAUGAUUUAUGUAACAAUUGGUGUAUUUGGGUAGGUAUGAUGGAAAUAAUAUUGUAAACAUUACAUUUUUCAGAUCGCAUGUUAUAAAUCCAUUGUUUAACUGUGUUACCAGAGUUCGGGCAAUUUUUACCUAGAACUUGGACCUGAAAAUGUUGGAGAGCA